Messenger RNA from Corticium candelabrum, 1565 nucleotides. RefSeq lists its product as uncharacterized. Gene Ontology annotation, biological process: adenylate cyclase-activating G protein-coupled receptor signaling pathway; hormone-mediated signaling pathway; activation of adenylate cyclase activity. NCBI's taxonomy places the organism in Eukaryota, Metazoa, Porifera, Homoscleromorpha, Homosclerophorida, Plakinidae. The transcript has 2 exons. The record is from RefSeq and is a predicted model, not a curated record. Gene Ontology annotation, cellular component: plasma membrane. Bases 95 to 1327 code for a protein of 410 amino acids. Gene Ontology annotation, molecular function: G protein-coupled peptide receptor activity.
GAUCAUUGUACUCAAAGCGAUCGUUCGUGAGUCAUCGGUUAUUGAGUCGUCUGCAUUAGUUCUAUCCAGCGACAUCUUUCAUGUCAUUGUUUGGAUGUUACUUUCAAUUGGAAUUAUUGGUAACAUAUUGGUUGUGGUGUGGAGACUUGUACAGAAAAAAGAUCAGAGAUCGUCUCCUCUCUCAAUCCUCAUCAUCAUGCUAGCAAUUCCAGACUUUUUGUAUUGUGUUCACUUGAUUCUUUUGGAGACUUUGGUAUCCGAAUUUCAACAAGAUCAAACAGAGCGAAGCUAUUUGUGCAUCACAAGCGCGUAUCUAUCUUGGUUUUCUUGCUCCACAGCUCAGUGGGCUACUUUCAAUAUUGCUCUUUACUCGUGUCAAGCAUUGUCUGAUCCAAAAUGGUGGCCUCUUUGCUUUUCACUGGUUCGUAGGCGAGGCUUGAUUUUUGCAAUUACUUUUCAAUAUGUGGCUGUUGUUGGAAUGAUUGUGAUGGGACUUGCAACCUUUGAACAUAGCUUUGAAUCUGUUUGGUUUAGUCUACCGUUACAAGAUACGUCUCUAUAUGACAAUAUCGCUAACAGUACUUUCUACAGAAGUACUAGUUACGUGCAUUCUAACAGUGAACUAAUUGCCGAAAUUUUUGGACGUUGUGCUUGGACACAGUCAAAUGGAUUUAAUUUUUGUCGUAAUUUUACAUAUUCAGAAACACAUGGCAACCAUACUACCACCUACAAAAGUAGUACCUGCGGACUAAGUUUCGCUAUCAGUGGCGUAAACGUAGGACUAUUCGUAGCGUCUAUGAAUACUAUUCUUACGUUGGCAUGCGGUUUUCACUAUUCAUUGCUCAGUUUACUACUUCUUAGAGCAGGUUCUCAAACAAAUGCAACACAAAGAUCUGACAUAGACAAACUUCGAUGGAGUUUGAGACUAAUUGUUUUUCUAAACAAUUUAUGUUGGAUUCCUACGACAGUAUUACAUUGGAUAACAGCUUUUGGCAAUUUCAAACAUAUUUCUGAUUCUUGGCUAAACAAAUCAACUGUGACAAGUGUUCUUCUCAUCUCAAUCGGUCCAGCAGCUAAUCCUUUCAUCUACACCUUGACGGGAAAGAACUUCUUACGUUCAAUUCGCAAGUUUUGUAGACGAAUGAAAUGCGAAAUAUCUGUGAGACGAAACAGUUCCAACUGCCAUGAUGAUCACACUAGAGGAGUCGAACGUUGCAGCUGUAUUCCAUGUGUCAAAUGUGUUCAUCUCUUUCGAGAUUUUGAGACCGAAUACUGGAAUACUGAUGAGACUAAACUCCUGUCGUCUACGGAUGAGACUUGUCUGUAGACUCAUGCUACCUAACACUGCUGCUAGCUAGAGCAUCUGUUGCAACAAUUUUAUGUAGCUACGUGUACUGUACGUCAUUUUACUUAUCUUGUGCUUUCACAAUUGAUGCUGCUGCAAACACAAACAUAUGAUAUUUUUAAUAUUUUAUGUGCACUUGGAAACAGGUGUGUUACAUGAUAUUAUAGCAUACUAUUUGCUUCUUUGUUAAUUUUUAAUCCAAUUACAAUUACAUUUUUGU